ACCCCAAUCCUUAACCUUAACCUCACUCAAUUUCAACUCAGGCUGAUGGCAGAGGACGAUCCGUGAACGUUUAAGGCUUGGUCGUAGACGUAAGGCGAGGCCGAGGAAAACGUAAGUUGCACAUAAUAGCCUUUCGCGACUUACGUUUACCGCUGCCUCGUCCGACGUCUACGACUAAUGACAGACUUAAGCGUUGACAGGUCGCUUUCUGCCCUCGCUUUCGCCCGGCUCUGGGCCCGUCGCUGCCUGAAUUCGCGUCGUGCGCGAUGCCAGGCGCCCCGCCGCGGACGCCGGCGACCCCCCGUGCCCGGUAGCCGAUCAUGAACGCGGGAUACGACGAGGAUCUGUCGGAGAAUCGGUUCCUGCGGGCCCUCCGGGACGAGCAUGGCGCCACGUUCCAGCGGGCCGUCCAGGAAGGCUGGAUCGUCUGCGUGCCGCGCAGCGACAGCUUCGCCAGCCGGCGGUUGCAGGAGAGCGAGGUCAACGCUCACGUCCUGGUGCCGGUGCGGGACAACCCCGCCGUCGCCCGCUUCAGUAGCCUGAGCGGCCGAGAGGUCCUGCUCGAGGACCGGGUCCUGCGGGUGAAGCGCGACAACGAGGACGAGUAUUCCUCGCGCCUGCUCUUCGAGGAGAUCUUCUACAGCGACGAUUUGCGUAAAUAUCGUAUAUGGUGCAUCGAGCGGCCGCUGGAGGCCGGCAUGUACGUCUCGGACAGCUGCGUGGACGUGGUUACGAAUCUCCAGGAGGCCGUCAACUUUCUGCAGGUGGAGCUGCCCGACAGGCAGCUGCGCGACGACUUCGAGGCCAAGAUCAAGGACUUCCUGUGCGUCCACAAGAACCUCGAGCGCGAACCGUUGCAGGUGCAGAGGGAUCUGGUGCGCGAGCUGUACGCGGACUGCCUCGAGACGCUGCUGGAGAACGCGGCGUCGUUGCGGGAGCGGGCGCCGGGCAGCAGGCAGUAUCAGCGGAACAUGAGGGUGUCGCUGGAGACGUACAUUCUGUAUGCGCUGCGGGACGUGCUGCUGAAAUCGCUGUCCGCCCGCACCGCCGCGGAGGACGCGAGUCUGAACAAGAUCGUCCGGAACUUGGACGGGCUGCAGUUGAGCGACCUGCGGGUGCGCGCGGACCUGCAGUCGCGCGUCCACGGCGGGAAGAUGGAGCUGUCGCGGCUGGACUGCUUCGUGACUGUGCUGGGCAAGAUCGAGUGCCUGCGCAGGACCGUCAGUUACGUGUCGCGCGGUACGUCGUCGUCCGUCACGUCGGACGAUCUGCUGCCGGUGCUCGUGCUCCUCGUCGUCAGCGCCGGCCUGUCCAACUGGACGGCGCAGUUGUACUUCAUGAGGCAAUUCCGUCUCUCCACCAGCGCCGCCUACGAGGCGGGCGAGAUCGGCUUUCUGAUCACUUCGCUGGAGGCCGCGAUCGCGCACAUCAAGUCCGGUGUGAUCUACGGCGAGGAGAGAUGCGGUCAGUCCACGGACCAGUCGAAACGCUCGUCCGCCGAUGACUUGUUCGCGUGCAUCAGAAACGGCAAUCUGUCCGAGGUGAAAAGAAUCUCCACCCACGACGUGCCCGAGCGGGUCGACGACGUCGCGCUCUGCCAUCCCCUGUGCACCUGCGCGUCCUGCGAGCGAAACUGGACGAAGCAGCGGGAGCUGAACGCGUGUCCCAGGGACGACAAGGGUCUGACGCCGCUGCACGCCGCCGUACUGCACGAUCAGAUAGUGAUCGUUGACUUCCUCCUCGACCGCGACACGGAUAUAAACGCCGUCGACUCGGACGGCAUGACCGCUCUCCACCACGCCUGCGUCAAGGGCCAUCAGAACAUCUUGCUGCUGUUGCUGCACGCGAACGCGGAUCCCGCGGUGGUGGACUCGCGCGGGAACACGCCGUUACACCUGGCGGUGGAUCGCGGCCACGAGAGCUGCGUCAAGGCGCUGCUGUAUCUGCUGGAGCACAUGAGGACGCCGGUAGACGCCAACGUCGCCAACGACAACGGCGACACGCCGUUGCACCUCGCGGCCCGCUGGGGCUACUGCGCGAUCGUCGAUAUCCUCCUGGAGUACGGCGCGAGUUGCCGGACGGCCAACAAGAAGGGUCAGACGGCGUCGAUGGUGACGUACAGCGAGGCCAUCGCCGAACUGCUCAGGUGUAACGCGGCGUCGGACGACAUUUGCGGCGACGCUGCCCUGGCUCAGCGGCGCGUCCUUGCGCAGCCUCGCCAGUCUGCGCCUUUUCAGCAGCAACGUCGCCGACCCGUGCUGGAGAGCAAGAGCCCGUCGCACUCGAAGGGCUACGCCAUCGCGGCGCAGCAUCGUGGACUGAUGGACAAGCUGCUCGCCGCGAUCACCGCCGACGAUAUAUGCCUGGCGUGCUACUACCUGGGCCUGGAGGUUUAUCGCGAGCGGCCGCCGGGCGCUCGCGCGAACCUAUGCCACCAUCCGCUCUGCGACUGCGAGCGGUGCUCGGCGAUCGGCGAGGGUAAGCUGGAGCGGAAGCGGAGGCAACGGGCGCUCGCGAUCAACGCCUGCAACGGCCUAGGCGAGACGGCGUUGCACGUGGCGAGCGCGACUGGUCGCACCAAGAUGGUGCAGCUGCUGCUGGACGCCGGCGCGAACGUCAACGUGGUGACCAAGCUGGAGGGUCGCACCCCGCUGCACCUGGCAUGCCUCAACGACCGCGUCGACGCGGCGAAGCUGUUGCUCAACUGCGCGACCUGCGACGUGGACGUCAAGGAUCGCGACGGCGACACGCCUCUGCACCUGGCGACUCUGGCCGGCAACAUCAAGUCCGUCGGCCUGCUGAUCAGAUACGGCGCGUGCACCGGCUCGCGCAAUCUGCGCAACAGGACACCGCUGCGGCAGGCCGAGGAGAGGCUGUCCGUCGCCUUCUCCGCGAAUCGCGCCGACAUACUCAAGAUUCUGAAACAAAACUCGGCGCAGUCGGCCGACGACUGACUAUUGGCAUCAGCCUCGUGUCUUGAGCUUUUCUACGUCUUUUCCACUUACCUCAAAUUAGUGCAACAGUUUCGCUAGACGUAGCCUUUAAUGAUGCUCGCGUGAUUUCUUCAUCAUCCGAUGUUCCGUCGCGGGGGAAAAAUGAAAGACGUCCACUCGGACUUACGCCGAUAUAUCGUAAUGUAAAUUGUACCGAGAGAAAUCUCCGCACAGAGGGACGACGAUUUUUAUUCUGUCAACGGCUCUGUUUCUGUUUCUUUAUUGUACGUACCUUAUGUAUGUGAUUAACAGUAUCUUCUAGCUAAGUAUCUUCGAUUAAGAAGAGCAGUAUCUUCUUACGUGAUUCCAACUUCGUCCGAACGUGACUUAACUCUGAUCUACGCAUCUAACAUUAUACGUGCCAAUUGCGAUUCUACAAUUAAGUCUCGUGCGCACCUCGAUAUAUCUUUCCGAACCGGUGAACGAGAUUUCUUCUUUAGAAUCGCGAGAAUUGCACAAAUUUGUACACACCGUACCGAACAAUCUAGUGAGACUAACGAGAAAUAUUAGUAGAUAAGUGAGACAAAUGGUGCAAUAUGAAUCAGGUCACAAAUAGAUUCGUAUAUUUUAUAUAUAAUCGGAAGCUGUAAAAAUAUAUAUUUGAAGCAAUAAGACUAGUUGUAAAUGUUUGUUUUGUACAAGAUGAUAAAAUAUAGAUACGUAUACGU
This is a messenger RNA of Vollenhovia emeryi, 3661 nucleotides long. Its product is annotated as ankyrin repeat domain-containing protein 27-like. Gene Ontology annotation, molecular function: guanyl-nucleotide exchange factor activity; SNARE binding. NCBI's taxonomy places the organism in Eukaryota, Metazoa, Arthropoda, Insecta, Hymenoptera, Formicidae. The transcript has 2 exons. Gene Ontology annotation, cellular component: plasma membrane; neuron projection; late endosome. Gene Ontology annotation, biological process: neuron projection morphogenesis; early endosome to late endosome transport. The coding region runs from base 321 to 2954 and encodes 877 amino acids. The record is from RefSeq and is a predicted model, not a curated record.